GUUGGUGAUGUCACAUCCGUAAACACGGAAUUAGCUUUAGCAAUGUUGCAGUUAGCUGUCAUCUCGCCCGUGCUUUCGUUUCAUUUAAUCACAUAACUCAAGAUGUCUCAAGCGGCUCCCUCAUGCAUCCAAAUUUCUGCCGAUGCUCCAGUGGACAAGGACGAAAUUACCGCCGAGGGUGAAGCUGUCCGCAAAGAGGCGACAGACGUCCAACGCGUUUUAAAGGAGGUGGGAUUCACUAGCGCCACCUUCAUUGGUCCCGCCUUCCCCCCGGAGAAGAACAUUGAUGACUCGCUGAGUGACUUUUACAAAGAGAUCCAAGCCAUUGACGAUCAAGUCGAGAAGGAACGGGCCACUUGUGUCCAACUGGAAACAUCAUCAACAAGCAGACGUCCAGAAAAACCUCUCGGGGAAGACGACAUCAGCAGAGCGGCAGUCAAGCACCCAUCGUGGCCUCACUGGUACAAAAACAGGCCGUAUUCCACUCACAGGGCGUCUCUUCGGUAUCGCCCCGAUUAUUAUCCUCCUCCGGCAUUCCACCCAACUCCGAGUCACCGACCGUCCCGCGGAUUCCGCCUGCCUUCUUUUCCAUACCCGCACCGUUCACCUCCACCCCGCCAUGGGAAUCCCGCCGACGACGACUGGUAUCCCGCUGGAAGUCGGCCGUUCUGGGGGACACCUCGUUAUGACCAUGGCAACUGGGGUAAUGGCGACGGUGGUGCUCAUGAUGCCGGGUGGUUCUGUGACCCACCGCAAUGUCAUUCUGAACAAGAUGAAAGCCAGCAACAGCGUUGCUAUGACAACUUUGACAGAACUUCGCCGUUGGUGCUCGUUCUCAUGAGAGGCCUCCCAGGCUCGGGGAAGACAACAAUGGCGAGGGAGUUGCUGGCGACGGCUCCCAGCGGCCUCAUCUUGAGCACAGACGACUACUUUGCCCAUAACGGCGGAUACCGCUACGAAGCGGGCCUACUCGGAGACGCACACGAGUGGAACCAUCGAAGAGCUUGCGCCGCCAUGCGCGACGGCCGCUCUCCCGUCAUCAUCGACAACACCAACCUGCAAGCCUGGGAGAUGAAGCCUUACGUCCAAAUGGCCUUACAGCAAGGAUACCGGGUAGACUUUUGUGAACCAAACACCAGCUGGAAGUAUGAUCCCUACGAGCUGGAGAAGCGGAACAAGCACGGCGUGCCUCAGGAGAAGAUCGCGCAGAUGCUGGAUCGUUUUUGGUCCCCCAUCACCGUGGACGUGGUGUUGAGUUCUCAGGAACCGCAACACGUUCACCAGAGGCGCCAAGCCGAGUGGAGGGAAGACGGAGCCAGAUAGAGCGAGCGGGAUUCCGCCGCCAAAAAUGUUGGAAAGACUCACUCAUUUUGUCUUUGAACUAUUUUGUACAGUUUUUGUAAAUUGGAGAAGUUGUACUGCUCUGUUUUUUU
Hippocampus comes (tiger tail seahorse) is the source of this 1433-nucleotide messenger RNA. It is a transcript of the gene n4bp2l2, whose product is annotated as NEDD4 binding protein 2-like 2. The record is from RefSeq and is a predicted model, not a curated record. NCBI's taxonomy places the organism in Eukaryota, Metazoa, Chordata, Actinopteri, Syngnathiformes, Syngnathidae. The coding region runs from base 103 to 1323 and encodes 406 amino acids. The transcript is spliced from 6 exons. Gene Ontology annotation, molecular function: transcription corepressor activity. Gene Ontology annotation, cellular component: nucleus. Gene Ontology annotation, biological process: negative regulation of transcription by RNA polymerase II.